AUGGUCCAAACCGGAGAUCCAACAGCUACUGGUAAAGGAGGUGAAUCAAUAUUUGGUAUAUUGCAUGGUCCGUCACGAAAAUAUUUCCCAGCGGAAAUUCAUCCUAAACUAAAACAUAAAAAAAUAGGAACUGUCUCGAUGGCUGUUGCAAAUGAUGAUGGUGGUUCAUCAUCAUCAUCAAUGACAGAUAAUACUGGUGUCAGUGGUUCCCAAUUUUUUAUUACAACAGGUGAAGAUCUUGAUUAUUUAGAUGGAAAGUAUACAGUGUUUGGUGAAGUUGCUGAAGGAUUUGAUACACUUGAAGAAAUUAACAAUACUUAUUGUGAUGAAUCUGGUAGACCAUACAAAGAUAUUAGAAUCAAACAUACAAUAGUGCUAGAUGAUCCUUUUCCUGAUCCUGAUGGUUUGAUCAUUCCUGAUAGGAGUCCUGAACCAACAAAAGAAAUGUUGGAGACAAUAAGGAUUGGCGAAGAUGAAAGUAUAGAACCAGAACUUCCGCCCGAGGAAUUGGAAAAACAACAACGACGAACGGAAGCUCAGGCUGAAGCAUUGACAUUAGAAAUGAUAGGUGAUAUACCUUUUGCUGAAGUUAAACCACCUGAAAAUGUAUUAUUUGUAUGUAAAUUAAAUUCAGUGACAAGGGAUGAAGAUUUAGAAAUGAUUUUUUCACGAUUUGGCCCUAUUAGUAGUUGUGAAAUUAUUCGUGAUAAGAAAACUGGAGAUUCUUUAUGUUAUGCAUUUAUUGAAUUCGAGGAUAAAGACGAUUGUGAAAAUGCUUAUUUCAAAAUGAACAAUGUGCUGAUAGAUGAUAAAAGAAUCAAAGUUGAUUUUUCACAAUCAGUUUCUAAACUUCAUCAAGAUUGGAUUUCUACUAAAGUUAGGAAAAAAGUUGAUGGCAGUUUAGAAAAACGUAAAAGAUAUCGUGAAGAUGGUCCUCUUAUACACCCAAGAAAAAAAUAA
Messenger RNA from Entrophospora candida, 960 nucleotides. NCBI's taxonomy places the organism in Eukaryota, Fungi, Glomeromycota, Glomeromycetes, Entrophosporales, Entrophosporaceae. The record is from the annotation of a GenBank genome assembly.